This is a messenger RNA of Clarias gariepinus (North African catfish), 1534 nucleotides long. It is a transcript of the gene irx4b, whose product is annotated as iroquois homeobox 4b. The record is from RefSeq and is a predicted model, not a curated record. Gene Ontology annotation, cellular component: nucleus. Gene Ontology annotation, biological process: regulation of transcription by RNA polymerase II; neuron differentiation; cell development. Gene Ontology annotation, molecular function: RNA polymerase II cis-regulatory region sequence-specific DNA binding; DNA-binding transcription factor activity, RNA polymerase II-specific. The transcript has 5 exons. The coding region runs from base 58 to 1290 and encodes 410 amino acids. NCBI's taxonomy places the organism in Eukaryota, Metazoa, Chordata, Actinopteri, Siluriformes, Clariidae.
CUGAUGACCUGAUGACUUUUGGACUGAGAUGCGUUCUUCCCUUUCAUCUUCUUAGGCAUGUCAUACACUGAGUUUGGGUAUUCAUAUUCACCAGCUCCCCAGAUCCUGUUAUCCUCUAAUACUCUGGGUUCCUGCUACGAGUCUGGGAGCGAUUCUCCAUUCGAUGCAGCGCAUAAUUCCCUGUACUGCCCAGUGUAUGAGGGCACGUUAGUGGCAUCGGCCAGACACAACCUCAACUCUCCAUAUGAGAAUCGAUAUGCAAAAGAUCACGGGACAUACUGCUCCUACAGAACGGAUUCAACAUGCGUGUAUUCCCUGGGUAAGAUCAGAGAGAAAGAAGAAUCAGGAAUGGCAAAGCCGAGGCUCACACAAGGGUCGACUUAUUACUCUUACAACCACCCAUUUGGAUACCAAUAUGACUCUUAUGGAUACGGAUCUGUGGAUGUUAACACGAGAAGGAAGAAUGCAACCAGAGAGACCACGAGCACGCUAAAAGCAUGGCUUCAGGAGCACAAAAAGAACCCAUACCCUACUAAAGGAGAAAAGAUCAUGCUGGCUAUAAUCACCAAAAUGACCUUGACACAGGUGUCUACGUGGUUCGCCAACGCACGCCGUAGACUCAAGAAAGAGAACAAGAUGACCUGGUCACCACGCAACAAGACCUCAGAGGAGAGAGGCUGUGAAGAGGAACCCGAGAAUAUCGAAGAAGAGACAACUAAAUCUGAGAAGGAAUUUGAUGACACCCCAAGGGGGGAUGAAACGGAUCCAGCACAAAGCGAUUUGGAAGACUUCGACCUCUCUGAGUCAGAUGUCUCUGAAGGUGAACCGAAACCGUUGUUACCCUUGAGCGCUCAUGCAAUAUCACAAGACUGUCCAGAUUAUCGACUCAGAGACCCUCAGCUACGUGCAUCUACUCCAGAUACAAGAUACAACGAUUUUGAUAAAACCAGUCUAGAAUCAGUGACUGAAGAUAACCAUUACAAUGAGCAGCAAGAGGCCAAGCCAAAAAUCUGGUCUCUUGCACAGACAGCCACAUCGUUAAAUCAGGCAGAUUACACAUCGUGCAUGCACAGGGGUCGAGGCAUGUGGUCACCCUCUACAGACUGCCAUUUAGACAUAGAGGACUCUCCAUUCGCCAGCCUCAGAAACUGGGUAGAUGGCAUGUUUCAUGAUCCACUGCUCCGGCAAAGCGACUUAAAUCAGACUUUUCCCAACUCUUCAAGUUUGUGGAUGCUGGAGAACAGAUUCCAUGAACUGACAGAUUCUGUUCCCUCACCCCGGCUCACAUGAUCAACUGGAAAUUGAACUGGCAUAUUUAUACUAUUAAAUUGCCAUGGUCUGUUAUUUAUUUAAAGGUAUGCCUUUAAACAUCUUUGCAGCACUAAAGCACCAUGCAAAUGCUAAUGCUAAGAAAAAACACAAAUGCACGAUUAGGAAAUAAAGAUUUUCACCUUUUAAGUAAUGCUCACAGACAUCAAGAAUCUUUGUGUUGUUGGCUGUCCAUGGUGCUGAAAAAAAUCCCUUUUACUCUCUC